AUGUAUCGACAUUCACAUCCUCAGAUGUGCUGUAUUUACUUGCUGAUUCGGAAAGAUCCCUUGAAAAUCAAGUUUGGUCCAGUUCAUAUUGGACCAGAGAAAACAUCUGAAGAUAACGCACCAGUGCAGAAUUCUGACAGUAAAGAUAUCUGGUCAGAAUAUGAAGUCCCAGAAGGUUCUGAAUUUGAUGUAAUAGAUGAUCCUAGACCUCAGCCUGAGUAUGAUAUGUUGUAUAGUCAAUCAGUCACGAGCGAGGAUAUAUUUUUACAAAUGGGUAACAAGACAUCAGCUACAUCUAGCUGUGAAAAUAUGACAAUAAAAAUCAAACUUCCAAGCACAAAAAUGUCAGAGGUAGAAUUAGAUGUCAAGUCAAAGUUUCUUGACUGCCGCACACCUAACUAUAAACUUGGGCUGCACUUACCUCACAAUGUUGACCACAAGAAUGGCAAAGCUCAGUGGGACUCUAAAACAGAAACUCUUAUUGUGACUUUAAGAAAGGUCAGAGACUUUGAUGAAUUUAACUUCUAA
Messenger RNA from Physella acuta, 528 nucleotides. RefSeq names its product dynein axonemal assembly factor 6-like. Gene Ontology annotation, molecular function: dynein intermediate chain binding; protein-folding chaperone binding. The record is from RefSeq and is a predicted model, not a curated record. Gene Ontology annotation, cellular component: cytoplasm. Gene Ontology annotation, biological process: axonemal dynein complex assembly. NCBI's taxonomy places the organism in Eukaryota, Metazoa, Mollusca, Gastropoda, Physidae.